This is a messenger RNA of Frankliniella occidentalis (western flower thrips), 637 nucleotides long. Its product is annotated as cilia- and flagella-associated protein 44-like. Gene Ontology annotation, molecular function: protein binding. The transcript is spliced from 3 exons. The record is from RefSeq and is a predicted model, not a curated record. Bases 92 to 637 code for a protein of 181 amino acids. NCBI's taxonomy places the organism in Eukaryota, Metazoa, Arthropoda, Insecta, Thysanoptera, Thripidae.
CGAGGAGGACGUCGACGCCCUGUUCGUGCCCGGCGAACUCGGCGCGGUGCGGUGGGUGCGCUACGCAGAGGACGACGAGGACGCCGUCUGGAUGGCCGUGGCGGGCUUCGACGCCGGCUACGUGUACAAGUACCGCUUCGGGCACGAGGACCCCGUCGAGUGCGUGGCGGUGCCGGGCAACGACGACCUGGAGGUGUCGACCUUCCUCUACUACACGAACAACAAGUACCUGUUCCUGGGCAUGGGCGACGGCGCGGUGCGCUGCGUGCGCGUCAAGGACGACCCCGGCGACCUCUCCGACUACUGGAGCCUCGGGAUGCACAAGGGCCCCGUGGUGGGGCUGGCGCUGUCCGCGGACUCGCGCACCCUGUACUCUGCGGGCCAGGACGGCAACCUGUUCAUGUACGCCGUCCACCCGGAGGGCGGCGAUCCCCCGGCCUCGCUGGCCUCCCCCGCGGCCAUCUCGGCGCCCGCCGCCGCCGAGGAGCUGUACGGCGCGGACGUGCCCACCCUGGAGGACCAGUGCGCCAAGGCGGAGCAGGACCGCAAGAUGAAGGUGGCCGCCGAGAACCUGCAGCGCGCGGAGCAGGCCCUGUGGGGGCUCGCGGACACGUACAACAACAUCGUCAGGUGGUAA